AUGGAAAAGUACUUAAAAAAAAUCUGGUACGAUCCUCGUCAUGCCGGGUCCUUUGCGGGACCCUCCAAAUUAUAUCAAGUGGUGAAACGAGAGGGUAAAUACGACAUAGGCAUGAAAAAAAUAAAUUCCUACAAAACCAAGAUGCCUAUUCGCUUCAAGAGGAGAAGAGUCAUCGUCCAGGGCAUAGAUUAUCAGUGGGAAGCCGAUCUCGCUGACGUCCAGAAUCUGUCAGAGUACAACAACGGCAUUAAAUUCCUUCUGGUGAUCGUGGACGUCUUUUCUCGCAUGCUUUGGGUCAGACCUUUAAAAGAUAGAAAAGCUAAAACCGUUAUCGAUGCAUUCAAAGACGUAUUCAGAGGACCGAGACACCCCAAAGCCAUCCGCACCGACAAAGGUUCGGAAUUUUAUAACCGUUACCUCCAACAGUAUCUGAAAGAGCAAGGAAUAAAAAUAUUUUAUGCUCUCAACGAAACCAAAGCCAACUUUGCCGAAAGAUACAUUCAGACCUUAAAGAAACGAUUAUAUCGUUACUUUACCCACGUUCAGAAAUACGAGUACCUCGACAUCUUACAAGACGUAGUCCGAUCCAUCAACCACACUCCCAAUAGGUCGCUCAAUGGACGCACGCCGGCUUCGGUCAACAAAGAGAAUGAAGAAGUGAGACUCGACGCUUACCUAGCUCGACGCCGAAAAGACACUGCAACACCGAGGGUUAAGAAAUCCUUUUCGUCAAAGAAGCGCAAAGCCUAUACAUUUAAAGUGGGUGAUCAAGUUCGAAUUACGCAUCUGAGACGAGCGUUUCAGCGCGAUUACGAUCAGACGUACACGGAAGAAAUUUUCGUCGUCAGAGAGCGUUUUAUGUCCCAGGGUCUCCCCAUUUACAAGUUAAAAGACAUGAUGGACGAUCCGAUUCAGGGUACGUUUUAUGCCAGUGAGCUCCAGAAAGUGUCUAAAGACGAACAGACCGUCUGGAGGAUCGAGAAGGUCCUACAGAAACGCAAAGUUCGCGGCCAAGAAGAGGUUCUGGUGCGAUGGUUGGGAUGGCCCAAGAAAUUUGACAGCUGGAUUCCACGAUCCGAUAUAAAAGAGACGUAA
Messenger RNA from Saccostrea echinata, 1095 nucleotides. RefSeq lists its product as uncharacterized. Gene Ontology annotation, molecular function: nucleic acid binding. The transcript has a single exon. The record is from RefSeq and is a predicted model, not a curated record. Gene Ontology annotation, biological process: DNA integration. The coding region runs from base 1 to 1095 and encodes 364 amino acids. Lineage: Eukaryota; Metazoa; Mollusca; Bivalvia; Ostreida; Ostreidae.